ACGCACUUGGCCAGGCAGUGGCAGACGGACCGUGCGGACACAGUCUUGGUAAACCAUGGCUGAUGAUUUCGGCUUAUUCUCCUCGGGCGGGGGUGCCCCAGUGCCAGCGGAGGAAGACCCAGCAGCUGCUUUCCUGGCCCAGCAGGAGAGUGAGAUCGCGGGCAUUGAAAACGAUGAUGAAGGUUUCGGGGGCGCAGAGGGAGCCCUGCAGCAACCGGCGGCUGAAAAUGGGAAUGGUAUUGUGGACAUGGGGACUACAGUCAAUGGAGACAUGUUCCAGGAAGCCAAUGGUCCUUCAGACGGCUAUGCUGCUGUGGCCCAGGCAGAUAGGCUGAGUCAGGAACCAGAGAGCAUCAGAAAAUGGAGAGAGGAGCAGAAGAAACGGCUGCAAGAGCUGGAUGCGGCUUCGAAGGUGACUGAGCAAGAAUGGCGGGAGAAGGCAAAGAAGGAUCUGGAAGAAUGGAAUGUGAGACAGAAUGAGCAGAUGGAGAAAAACAAAGUCAGCAACAGGAUCGCUGACAAAGCAUUCUACCAGCAACCAGAUGCCGACAUCAUAGGUUACGUAGCAUCAGAAGAAGCUUUCCUGAAGGAGUCUAAGGAAGAGGUACCUGGCACAGAGUGGGAGAAAGUGGCCCAGCUGUGUGACUUCAAUCCCAAGAGCAGCAGGCAGUGCAAGGAUGUAUCCCGCAUGCGUUCUGUGCUCAUCUCCCUGAAACAAACCCCACUGUCCCGCUAGGCACCCAUCCAGGGUUACCAAAGAGCAGAGGAUGAGGAGGAUGAGGCAGAGGCCUAAGAAAAAAAGAGAGGAGGGCAGGAGAAGCAAAUUUCUUUGCUCUGGAAACCACUAUCAAGUUCUCCUCUAAAAGCCACAGCACAAAAUGUUUAUUAGUUCUCUCCCAUCCUUUGGGGGCAAAGGAGCCUCCUCCUUAUUUUCUUCCUUCCUUCUCAAACCUACCUUCUUAGGUGUCUUUUGCCACGUCAUGACCAUCAUCCCCACAGGUCUUUUAUUUUUCUUGGCUUAAAGGAUGUAUUAUUAACUCUUUUUACACUUAUUUAUUAUCAUUCUUGUAUCUUUGGAAGCCAAUCUAUGUCAGGCUGCCAUUUGUAUUAGGUACCAUCCAACAA
This is a messenger RNA of Gracilinanus agilis (Agile Gracile Mouse Opossum), 1125 nucleotides long. It is a transcript of the gene CLTB, whose product is annotated as clathrin light chain B. Gene Ontology annotation, cellular component: clathrin coat of coated pit; synaptic vesicle membrane; postsynaptic endocytic zone cytoplasmic component. The transcript has 6 exons. Bases 56 to 736 code for a protein of 226 amino acids. Gene Ontology annotation, molecular function: clathrin heavy chain binding; structural molecule activity. NCBI's taxonomy places the organism in Eukaryota, Metazoa, Chordata, Mammalia, Didelphimorphia, Didelphidae. The record is from RefSeq and is a predicted model, not a curated record. Gene Ontology annotation, biological process: intracellular protein transport; clathrin-dependent endocytosis; clathrin coat assembly.